Messenger RNA from Lemur catta (Ring-tailed lemur), 1941 nucleotides. RefSeq names its product cyclin dependent kinase 1 (gene CDK1). The coding region runs from base 146 to 1039 and encodes 297 amino acids. Gene Ontology annotation, biological process: mitotic G2 DNA damage checkpoint signaling; G2/M transition of mitotic cell cycle; protein phosphorylation. NCBI's taxonomy places the organism in Eukaryota, Metazoa, Chordata, Mammalia, Primates, Lemuridae. The record is from RefSeq and is a predicted model, not a curated record. Gene Ontology annotation, cellular component: nucleus. Gene Ontology annotation, molecular function: ATP binding; cyclin-dependent protein serine/threonine kinase activity; RNA polymerase II CTD heptapeptide repeat kinase activity. The transcript has 8 exons.
UUUAGCGCGGUGAGUUUGAAACUGCUCGCACUUACCUUCUAAGCUGGUUCUUGGAAGUUGAGAAAGGAGCGACGGUGACGUGGUAGUUGCCACUGCAGCCGCCACGGGAUAAUAAGCCGGGAUCUGCCAUACUUAUUGAUUAACUAUGGAAGAUUAUACCAAAAUAGAGAAAAUUGGAGAAGGUACCUAUGGAGUUGUGUAUAAGGGUAGACACAAAACUACAGGCCAAGUGGUAGCCAUGAAGAAAAUCAGACUAGAAAGUGAAGAGGAAGGGGUUCCUAGUACUGCAAUUCGGGAAAUUUCUCUAUUAAAAGAACUUCGUCAUCCAAAUAUAGUCAGUCUUCAAGAUGUACUUAUGCAGGAUUCCAGGUUAUAUCUCAUCUUUGAAUUUCUUUCCAUGGACCUCAAGAAAUAUUUGGAUUCUAUCCCUCCUGGUCAGUUCAUGGAUUCUUCACUCGUUAAGAGUUACUUAUACCAAAUUCUACAGGGGAUUGUGUUUUGUCACUCUAGAAGAGUUCUUCACAGAGACUUAAAACCUCAAAAUCUAUUGAUUGAUGACAAAGGAACAAUUAAACUGGCUGAUUUUGGCCUUGCCAGAGCUUUUGGAAUACCUAUUAGAGUAUAUACACAUGAGGUAGUAACACUCUGGUACAGAUCCCCAGAAGUAUUGCUGGGGUCAGCUCGUUACUCGACUCCAGUUGACAUUUGGAGUAUAGGCACCAUAUUUGCAGAAUUAGCAACGAAGAAACCACUUUUCCAUGGGGAUUCAGAAAUUGAUCAACUCUUCAGGAUUUUCAGAGCUUUGGGCACUCCCAAUAACGAAGUGUGGCCAGACGUGGAAUCUUUACAGGACUAUAAGAAUACAUUUCCCAAGUGGAAACCAGGAAGCCUAGCAUCCCAUGUCAAAAACCUGGAUGAAAAUGGCUUAGAUUUGCUCUCGAAAAUGUUAGUCUAUGAUCCUGCCAAACGAAUUUCUGGCAAGAUGGCACUGAAUCAUCCAUAUUUUAAUGAUUUGGACAAUCAGAUUAAGAAGAUGUAGGUUUUUGACAAAAAGUUUCCUCAUUAUAUUGAGAACAGAUAGCUGUAUUUUUUACUGUUAACUCUGUCUGUUUUUGUCUUGUAUAUUUUUCUUUUCUUUGUUGUAAAACUUAAGCUGUACUUCAUCUUCUAAUUUCAAAAGUAUAACUUAAAAAUGUAAAUAUUCUAUAUGAAUUUAAAUAUAAUCUGUAUAUGUGUGUAGAUCUCACUGUGACAACUAUUUGUUACUAUAAUAAAACUAUAAAUCUAAUAUUAAUGUCAGGAAUUGGGAAAAAUUUGAGUUAGCUUAAAUCAUCUCAAUCCUUACAACAGUUCUAUUUUCCUAUAGUUAAAGUACUAGAAUUUAGGAAAGUGUGCUGAGUUCAGUUUCAUAAUGCUUUGAAGUAUUUUUAUGCUCUGCUUGUUUAAAUUUUCUUGUCAGUUUCUUGCCAUGUGGUAACUAUACAACUGGCCUAAAGAUGAAUAUUUUUCUGCUGGUAUUUCAAUUUAUGACCUAAAUAUUUAAGCGCUUGGGAUGAGAACACAAUACAGAUUUGAGAAAUGAUGGCUAAAUUUACAGGCGUUUUCAAUAACUUAUAAAACUAACAUUAGAGCAUGCCAAAGUUUGCUAAGUUUUACAAUCAAAGAUCAAGGGCUGUCCACAGCAGGGUAAAACAGUUUUGAAAAUUUAUGAACUAUUCUAUUUUUAGGUAGGUUAUGAAAGCUUUUUGUCUAAGUGAAUUUUUAUGCUUUGGUCAGAGGUAAUAACUGUAGAGGAAAGAGUUGCUAAUCUUGGCUUUCAAGUGUGAGUUAAAAAUAAUUACAGAUUUUGACAUAGUGUUAGUAGCCUUCUAAAAAAGGUUCUAAUGUACAAGUAUUUAGCUAAAAUUACUAGCUUUAGGAAUUAAAUUGUUUAAUUAAUAA